Setaria italica (foxtail millet) is the source of this 1824-nucleotide messenger RNA. Its product is annotated as probable polyol transporter 6. NCBI's taxonomy places the organism in Eukaryota, Viridiplantae, Streptophyta, Magnoliopsida, Poales, Poaceae. Gene Ontology annotation, biological process: transmembrane transport. The transcript is spliced from 2 exons. Gene Ontology annotation, molecular function: myo-inositol:proton symporter activity. The coding region runs from base 79 to 1767 and encodes 562 amino acids. The record is from RefSeq and is a predicted model, not a curated record. Gene Ontology annotation, cellular component: membrane.
UAGUGCGCAAUCAGCUAGAUCGGCCGGUUGCUGUAACCAUUUGGUACACUCCUAUUUUGACCUACACAAAUAGUGUACAUGCGUGAUGUUUCCUCGGUUAUGACCUGCCUGCAGGCACAGGCAUCCUCAAGGACUGGCUAUAAGAGGAUCGGGAGUGCUUGCCGCUUGACCCGGCGACAACUGAAGUUUGUGUUUGUGAUACACACCAUCGAAAUACAAGGAGAGGGAGCCAUGGGAGAAGAGAAGCCACGGGAUGGCCAUUCGGGGAAGCACAAGUAUGCCGUGGCGUGCUCCAUUAUCGGCUCCAUCAUCUCCAUCCUCAUGGGAUACGACACGGGCGUGAUGAGCGGCGCGAUGCUGUUCAUCAAGGAGGACCUCAAGACCAACGACACGCAGGUGCAGGUCCUCGCGGGCAUCCUCAACGUCUGCGCCCUCGCCGGCUCCCUCACCGCCGGCCGCAUCUCCGACUGGAUCGGCCGCCGCCGCACCAUAUCUCUCGCGUCAUGCAUCUUCCUCGCCGGCUCGGCCCUCAUGGGCCUCGCGCCAAACUUCGGCACGCUCCUGGCGGGCCGCUGCGUCGCCGGCGUCGGCGUGGGCUACGCGCUAAUGAUCGCGCCGGUCUACGCGGCUGAGAUCUCGUCCACGCAGAUCCGCGGCUCGGUCACGUCGCUGCCCGAGAUCUGCAUCAGCUUCGGCAUCCUCAUAGGGUACGUGGCCAACUACCUGCUCGCCAAGCUGCCGCUGGUCUACGGCUGGCGCGCCAUGCUCGGGCUCGGCGCGCUGCCGAGCGCCGUGCUCGCCGUCGGCGUGCUCGCGAUGCCGGAGUCGCCCCGGUGGCUCGUCAUGCAGGGCCGCGUCGAGCAGGCCCUCGCCGUGCUCCGGCGGGUGUGCGACACCGACGGCGAGGCCGACGAGCGCAUCGCGGAGAUCAUGGUCGCGGCGGGGCUCGCGGAUGACGACGCCGCCGCGAGUGGUGCGCCCCACGAGCCGGGCAGUGUCGGCAAGGGCGUCUGGAAGGAGAUGUUCGUGCAACCGACGCCACCCGUGCGGCGCAUCCUCGUCGCGGCCUUCGGUGUCCACUUCUUCCAGCACCUGACGGGCAUCGAAGCCGUGGUGCUCUACAGCCCGCGCAUCUUCAAGGCGGCCGGCAUCGUCACCCGCAGCGAGAUCCUCGCGGCGACCAUCGGCGUGGGCGUGACCAAGACGGUGUUCAUCCUGACGGCCAUCCUGCUCGUGGACCGCGUCGGACGGAGGCCGCUAUACCUCUCCAGCCUGGCGGGCAUCAUCGCCUCGCUGGCCUGUCUCGGAGUCGGCCUCACCGUCGUCGAGCGCUCGGCGCCGCACCACUCCCCGGCGUGGGCGGUGGUGGUGUCCAUCUUGACGGUGUUCACCUUCAUAGCGUCCUUCUCCGUCGGCGUGGGGCCCAUCACCUGGGCGUACAGCUCGGAGGUUUACCCGCUCCGGCUACGCGCGCAGGGCGCCAGCGUGGGCGUGGCCAUCAACCGCGUGAUGAACGCCGGCGUGUCCAUGACGUUCGUGUCGCUGUACAAGGCGGUCACCAUCGGCGGCGCCUUCUUCCUGUUCGCGGGGCUGGCCGUGCUGGCGGCUGCGUUCUUCUACUUCAUGUGCCCCGAGACGCAGGGCCGGCCGCUGGAGGAGAUAGAGGAGGUGUUCAGCCGCGGGUGCCGCGCACGGCUUCGGUCGCCGGCGGCAGUGGUGGAGCUUCCGGUGUCCAACGUCGUACCCGACGGCGAGGCGCGGCCGUGAUGCGAUUGCAAUAAACGUGCAUCACCCAUGUGUUUAUAUAUGUGUCAAGAUUUCUCA